AAACUCAAACUCGUUGUUUAUUAUUAGUUUAUUACUUCACUUCACUUUCUUUCUUUCAUCGCUCUUGGCGGACUCUUCCACAAACCCCAACUCUUAAAACGCCACCCUAUAAAACUUCACGCAUCCCUUUUUCUCUGCACUCUUCAUCACUCGUCACACACAAAAUCAAUAUUUAAAAAAGAAUUAAAAAAAAUAAUAAUAACAAUAAUAAGAGAAAACUUUCUUUUUCCUUUUUUGGUUCCUAAACAAUGGCUUUGAGUUUCACGCCCCAAACCACCAAAACCGUUUCCCAAACACCUUCCUUUAUUGCCUCCAGGCCGGUAGCGCCGCCGAAGUCUGUGCCGUUUCGCAACUCGCGACGAUCAAUCGCGGUGCGUGCCUCGGCCUCUGUGGCGUCUCCGUCUGCAGCGGCGGUGACGGCGACGCGGGAGUGUUCUGUGAAGUCGCUGAAGGCGAGGCAGAUCGUGGAUAGCAGGGGAAACCCGACGGUGGAGGUGGAUCUGGUGACCGACCAGCUGUACCGAUCGGCGGUGCCGAGUGGCGCCUCCACGGGGAUCUACGAGGCGCUGGAGCUGAGGGAUGGUGAUAAGAGCGUUUAUGGAGGAAAAGGAGUGCUUAAUGCUGUUAGGAACAUCAAUGAGGUCUUGGCUCCUAAGCUUCUUGGCGUUGAUGUUAGGAAUCAAGCAGAUGUGGAUGCUAUCAUGCUGGAAAUAGAUGGAACUCCUAACAAGUCAAAGCUAGGGGCUAAUGCAAUAUUGGGAGUUUCGCUGAGCGUGUGUAGAGCUGGUGCAGGAGCAAGAGGAGUGCCUCUAUACAAACAUAUCCAGGAAAUUUCUGGAACAAAAGAACUUGUAAUGCCAGUUCCAGCUUUUAAUGUUAUAAAUGGGGGUAGUCAUGCUGGAAAUAAUCUGGCCAUGCAAGAAUUUAUGAUACUACCAGUUGGAGCUACUUCGUUUUCUGAGGCACUCCGCAUGGGUAGUGAAGUUUAUCAUGUAUUGAAGGGUAUUAUCAAGGCAAAAUAUGGACAAGAUGCAUGUAACGUCGGAGACGAAGGAGGAUUUGCUCCCAAUGUUCAGGAUAACAGGGAGGGGCUAGUUUUACUCAUUGAUGCUAUUGAGAAGGCUGGUUACGCUGGCAAGAUUAAAAUAGGUAUGGAUGUUGCAGCUUCAGAGUUUUACACAAAGGAUGGAAAAUAUGAUUUGAACUUCAAGAAACAGCCAAAUGAUGGAGCUCAUGUUCUCUCUGCCCAGAGUCUUUGCAAUCUUUAUAAAGACUUUGUGAAGGAAUUUCCCAUUGUGUCAAUUGAGGAUCCAUUUGAUCAAGAUGACUGGGGUUCAUGGGCUUCACUACAGUCUUCAGUUGAUAUUCAACUUGUAGGAGAUGAUUUACUUGUUACAAACCCGAAGAGAAUAGCUGAAGCCAUCCAGAAGAAGGCUUGCAAUGGUUUGCUUCUAAAGGUUAACCAGAUUGGCACAGUGACAGAAUCUAUUCAGGCUGCACUUGACUCAAAGGCAGCAGGCUGGGGUGUCAUGGUUAGUCAUCGGAGUGGUGAGACUGAAGAUAACUUCAUUGCUGAUCUCUCUGUCGGCUUGGCCAGUGGACAGAUUAAGACUGGUGCACCGUGCCGAAGUGAGCGAUUGGCAAAGUAUAAUCAGCUUCUUCGCAUUGAAGAGGAACUUGGAAGCGUGCGAUAUGCUGGUGAAGCCUUCAGAUCCCCUUAGAGUGAAUAAGGGCUGUCUCAAAUAUGUAGUCUUGAAAUAUUUCUGCAAGUCAUUAUCAUCAUCGAUUAAGUUAAGAAAACAAACAUGACCAAGGUAAAUCCAGAGUUUUGAGAGCUGCAAUUGAUGGGUUUAGCCUUCAAAUGUGUUAGUUUUGAACUGAAAUAAUUACUCCAGAAAUAAGAAACUUUAUUUUGGUGAAGCUGCUAUUAUGAUGUGAAGUAGCUUAAUGUAACUUCAUGCAGGGACUAUAGGUGUAACUUUCAAACAAAUCUACGUGAUGAGUUAAUUCGAAUGUAUUGUUUUGGAUGAACUUAAACCACUUUAA
Arachis stenosperma is the source of this 2046-nucleotide messenger RNA. RefSeq names its product enolase 1, chloroplastic. Gene Ontology annotation, molecular function: phosphopyruvate hydratase activity; magnesium ion binding. NCBI's taxonomy places the organism in Eukaryota, Viridiplantae, Streptophyta, Magnoliopsida, Fabales, Fabaceae. Gene Ontology annotation, cellular component: phosphopyruvate hydratase complex. The transcript is spliced from 7 exons. Gene Ontology annotation, biological process: glycolytic process. Bases 249 to 1721 code for a protein of 490 amino acids. The record is from RefSeq and is a predicted model, not a curated record.